This is a messenger RNA of Siniperca chuatsi (mandarin fish), 4602 nucleotides long. RefSeq names its product broad substrate specificity ATP-binding cassette transporter ABCG2-like. The record is from RefSeq and is a predicted model, not a curated record. Gene Ontology annotation, molecular function: ATP binding; ABC-type transporter activity; ATP hydrolysis activity. The transcript has 21 exons. Lineage: Eukaryota; Metazoa; Chordata; Actinopteri; Centrarchiformes; Sinipercidae. Bases 2336 to 4279 code for a protein of 647 amino acids. Gene Ontology annotation, cellular component: plasma membrane.
CUAAAAUGUUGAACUAUUCCUUUGAUAGCAUUGGUGCUAGCUUUAAAACUGCUAAAAACAGCUCGGUUCACCUAAGCUAACGCAGUUCCUAAGCUAAGUUUGUUCAGUCUUUCUUCUCCUGUAGGUGAAACUUCUACAGGAAUGGACUGAAUAAACACAUAAGCCUCUAAUAUCUGCUUUUAUACAACACUUAGCAUUUAGCUUCAUCUGUGCAUUCUGUUAGCAUUACUUUGUUUACAAAUGACAAUGUGUUGCUCAUGUAGCUAUUUUUAACUACACAUGAGCAGCUUCACUUGCAGCACAUACAGUUCACAACGUUAUCACACAGUAGUGUUGUGGAAAGUUACUCCGGUUUGAUUGACAGCUGAUUUCCCUCUCGGACGUCCAAUAGCGUAACAGGAAUCUCCCGCCCUCCCAGUGUGUGACGAGGCGUUCAGGUGUCAGUCGGUAAAUAUAGAAACCAUUGAGAUUCCUUGAAUUCCUCCACGUAACCACAAGGUGACGCUGAAGGUGCAACAACACACACAUAUUAACACACACUGUGUGUGUGUGUGUGUGCUGACCUUCAGUAACUGUGUGUGGGCUUGUUUUACUAUAUUCGUGGGGUCCAAAAUCCGGAGCCCACUAUACUUGUGGGGUCCUGACAGCUUUGUGGGGCCAAAAUGCUGGACCCCACAAGUUUAAAGGGCUUUUUGAGGGUUAAGACUUGGUUUUAGGUAGAAUUAAGUUAAGGUUCGGGUAAGGGGCUAGGGAAUGCAUCAUGUCAAUGACGGGUCCCCAUGAAGAUAGUGUCACAAGGCUGUGUGUUUGGUACACUAAACAACAACAAACACACAUUUGUAUAAAGACAGACGGAAACACAGAUUUUCCUCGUGUGACUGUCAUUAAAUUCUAUAUAAAAAGUUCAGAAAUCAAUACACUUUGUUGUUAUUAUGGUUGUGUCAAAGUGUAGUUAUUUUAUUAUAUAAAAAAUUGAUGUUUCAAUCCAAAAGGAAGAAAAAUUAAUACAUGGCAUUAUUUUUGACUGUAAAAAGGACGAAUAAAUGUGAGAAAAUGUGAUUUCAGUUGGACUUUAACAGCAGAGGAAAGUAAGUACAUCUACUCAAGUACUAUACUUAUAUAUAUAUAGUAUUUCCGUUUUAUGCUGCUUUAUACUUCUGCUCCGCAAAUAUUGUACUUUUUACUCCACUGCAUUUAUUUUCAUAACUUAUGUUACUUUGCAGAUUCAGACAAAACAUAAUCAACUAUUUAAUCAAUAAUAAUAUAUCACAAUUUAACUACCCAGCAGUAUAUGAAGAAGUUAAAAUGAGCUCCACCUUCACCAGCUGCAACAUUAAAGCGAAAACACAUUAAUGCAUCAAUACUUUUAAAUCUAUUCUGAUGGAAAUACUUUUGUAUUUUACUUCGAAUCCAGGACUUUUACUUGUAACAGAGUAUUUUUACACUGUGGUGCUGCUACUUUUACUUAAGUACAACAUCUGAAUACUUCUUCCAGCGCGCACACACUUGACUACUUAAAUACUUUUUAACGCAGAACAAUGUUCUGCUCUUCUUAAAUAAUAAAUAUAAUUUAUUCUCACCACCACGAAAGAAUCACACGACCAUUUACGCUUGCAGAAAUACAUUUAUUUUGUUAUAUAUCAUUAUUUGUUUAUGCAUUAUUUUCUGUAGUUUACUGUUAUUCUUGCUCCUGCAGCUUUGAUUUGGCCAAAAGGACCCAAACGCAGGACCAGGCUGCCUUUCUAUCUGCCUGAGUGGAGCAUCCAGGUGUGAGCAAUCACACCUCACCUGUUUCCAGCCUAAUUAAGAGGUUUGUUGAGAUCUCUACAGCCCGCUGCCUGAAUCUAAGUUUGAACGAUCCAGAGAGGCUGCUGUGGUGCUGCUCGGUGAGAGCUGAUCCAGUGUUUUCUCGUGCAGCGUUAGUGUGGAAACAGCCUGUAAAGUGUGAGACUUCGCACUAUUGGACGCUGUGUCCGAGUUUCAUCCUUUUUAAGGAGUGAGCGAGCGAGAGAGAGUGACACUCUCACUGCUGCCCUUCUCCCUACUUCUCGUAUCAUGCCUUCAGUCAUAAAACAGGGCUUAACAACACACACUGAGCACUGAACAAACUGAUCCUGGGGUUUGGAUGUCCGUCAGCAGCUGUUGUCGCAGGGAUUUUCUGGCUUUGGCAGGUGAGCGACGAACUCUUAUGUACAUUGUUGUCAUCUGCAUGUUUUGUAUGAAGAUAAGUCAGCACUGCUCUGGGCGGCGUUCAUCUACAUCAAGUUCAAAUAUAGUGAGCAGGCUUAGUCACCGCUAACUAAUUUUCACCAGUUGAAAACACAGCCGAGUGACAAUGGACCUUGGGCUGAACGGAGCCUCAAAACACCAGUCUGCAGAUCUGGGCCAACAGCAGCAUGGCGCCACCGUCAGCUUUCACAACAUCCACUACAAGGUGACACAGGGAGGAAGCUGUCUGUGUUGGAAGAAGGGUACGACCAAAGACAUCCUCAUCGACCUUAAUGGGAUCAUGAAGCCGGGUCUGAACGCCAUCAUGGGAGCGACAGGAAGCGGCAAGUCAUCGUUCCUGGAUGUUUUGGCAGCCCGGAAGGACCCUGCGGGCCUGUCGGGGGAGGUUUUGAUCGACGGAGCUCCUCAGCCUCCAAACUUCAAAUGUCUGUCUGGAUACGUGGUGCAGGACGACGUGGUGAUGGGAACUCUGACGGUCAGAGAGAACUUCAGCUUCUCUGCGGCGCUGCGUCUCCCAGCGGCCGUCUCUCAGCAGGAGAAAGAGCAAAAAGUCAACAAACUGAUCCAAGAGCUGGGACUGAGCCGAGUUGCCGACUCCAGGGUGGGCACGCAGCUGAUUCGUGGGAUCUCCGGAGGUGAGAGGAAGAGGACGAACAUCGGCAUGGAGCUGAUCAUCGACCCACCCGUCCUCUUUCUGGACGAACCCACCACGGGCCUCGACGCCAGCACCGCUAACUCGGUGCUGCUGCUGCUCAAGAGGAUGGCAAACAACGGUCGCACCAUCAUCCUGUCCAUCCACCAGCCUCGUUACUCCAUCUACCGCCUGUUCGACAGCCUCACCCUGCUGGUCAACGGCAAACAGGUUUACCAUGGCCCGGCACAGAGCGCACUGGAGUAUUUCUCAGACAUUGGAUACACCUGUGAGCCCCACAACAACCCUGCUGACUUCUUCCUGGACAUCAUUAAUGGAGACUCAACCGCCGUCGCCUUCAGCAGCAUGGACAAAGAAGUCCUGAAUACCCGUUUCUUCCAUCCAGAUUCAGACUCUGUGUCGAUGUCCAGACGGGGGAUCGAGGCCAAACUCGUAGAGGAAUACAGAAACUGCGACUACUUCAAACAGACCAAAGCAGAGCUGGAAAGGAUAAUUCAGGGUAAGCAGAUGACCACCACUGCUCCCUCCAGAACCAUCACUUACAACACCAGCUUCCUGACCCAGUUCAGAUGGGUUCUCAAGAGAACGUUCCGCAACCUCAUGCUCAACCCUCAGACCUCCUUUGCUCAGAUAGCAGUAACCUUGUUCCUCGCUCUGGUCGUAGGAGCCAUUUUCUUUGACGUCCAGGAGGAUCAAAGUGGAAUGCAGAACAGGUUUGGUGCGCUCUUCUUCAUCGUUGUGAAUCAGUGUUUCGGCUCCCUGUCAUCUGCUGAACUCUUCAUCUCGGAGAGAAAAAUCUUCGUUCAUGAGUAUAUCAGCGGUUACUACAGGCUGUCGGUGUACUUCCUGUGUAAGAUCCUGUCUGACAUCAUCACACUGAGGACCAUCCCCGCCAUCGUCUUCAGCAGCGUGGCGUACUUCAUGAUUGGUUUGAAACCGACGGCUGAAGCCUUCUUCCUCUUCAUGUUCACCGUGAUGCUGGUCGCCUACACGGCCACCGCCAUGGCUCUGGCCAUCUCAGCAGACCAGACGGUGGUGGCCAUCGCCAACAUCUUCAUGACCAUCGCCUGCGUCUUCAUGAUGAUCUUCGCAGGUUUGCUCGUGAAUCUGCCCUCCAUCGUCAGCUGGCUCGCUUGGUUAAAAUACUUAAGUAUACCACGAUAUGGCCUCAGUGCUCUGCAGAUUAAUGAGUUUUAUGGGCUGAAGUUCUGUCAGGGGUUAAACAGCAGCAUCAUUCCUCCUGGACUCUCUUGUACAGGUGAGGAGUUUCUGAAGGAGCAGGGUGUGGACUACUCCGCCUGGGGCCUCUGGCAGAACCACAUGGCCCUGGGCAUCAUGAUCGUCUGCUUCCUCGCCAUCGCUUACCUUAAGCUACGCUUCAUCAGGAAGUUCACGUAGACCUUCAUCAUCAUCGCCAGAAGACGACUUGUGACUGGAAGCGCUGCAGUUUAAAUGUGUGUGCAGCUCAGGACUGUUUGUUGCUUUGUAGUUUUUGUUAAUUUACAGUUGAUUCAUGUGAUAAAAUAAGAAACAGUAAUCCUCCAGAUGUUUAAUACUGACUUUUGUAAAAUGAAAUAUUAGUUGUUUAUCGAUGUUAUUACUCCUAACACCAAAGCACUUCAGUGUAUUAACUAUGAAACUAUCAUGAUUUUUGCACUUCAUUUUACAAGCCUUUUUUUUCACAGAAAUAGGAACUUUAUAUUUAAUAAAAUACUGAAUUU